AUGAAUAUUGUCCGACGCAUUGUCAAGCGCAUGCCCCUGGCCCCUGCGCUGGCUUCUUUGGAAGAUGUCUCACGAGAAAAAGGCCAGUCAGUGCGAUUCGCUUUUCUUCGGAGACGCAUCCGGCUGCGAGGGAACUCUUCGAUUUCGAUACCGCUGGGCAUUGUUUUGCUUUUUCCAUGUGUUGUAAUUAUUUUAAUAGUCCUUAUCUUCGUGCGACAUCCGUCUUCCUCGGGCGGCAUUCUCAUCCCAGCCGGUGCACCUCCGUCCAUCAGACGGAUUAGUGAGGACCACGACAAAGUUUUUGCCACCGGAUGUAUGAACAUCGACAACUCCGGUCCCCGAGCAAACGCCGCCUUUGUUGUCCUCGCCCGAAAUAAGGAGCUCGACGGUGUCAUCCAAUCCAUCAAGUCUAUUGAGCGUCAUUUCAACAGGUGGUGGAACUACCCUUAUGUCUUCUUGAAUGACGGCGACUUUGACCAAGACUUCAAAGACACCAUCCUCAACCACACCAGCGGGGAGGUCGAGUUUGGCAAAAUCGAUAGCUCCAUGUGGGGUUUCCCCGACUGGGUCGACCACGAAGUCGCCAAGGAGGGCAUCAGAAAACAAGGUGAUGCCGCCAUCAUGUAUGGUGGCAUGGAGAGUUAUCACCACAUGUGCCGCUUCUACUCGGGAUUCUUCUACAAGCACCCAUUGCUGCUGAAGUACGAGUGGUAUUGGCGUUUGGAGCCCGAGAUCAAGUACUUUUGUGAUAUCACAUAUGACCCGUUCAUCAAAAUGGCCGAGGCCAACAAGACUUACGGCUUUACGAUUGCCGUGAAAGAGCUCCGCGAAACCGUCCCUAAUAUUUUCCGGUACGCUUCAGCAUACAAGCGCACGCACAGCUUGAAAUCACAGGGUCUUUGGGAGAUGUUCCUCGACACUCCUAAAGAGGAAGACCGAGAAAAGAAAGAGCCUGAACAGGAGAAGCUUCCUGAGGAGUUUGAUAUGAAGCCCCCCGAGGUGGAUACCGAAGCCAUGGAAGGCGAAAAGUACAACAUGUGCCACUUCUGGAGUAACUUUGAGAUCGCCCGGCUGGAUUUCUUCCGUAGCAAAGAAUACGAAGACUUUUUCGAAAUGAUGGAUAGAAGUGGCGGCUUCUGGAUGGAACGAUGGGGUGACGCACCCAUCCAUUCUCUGGCUGCUGGAGCACUACUUGCUCCCCGUGAUAUUCAUUAUUUCCGCGACUUUGGAUACCGCCACACGACGAUUCAACACUGCCCUGCCAACGCACCUGCCCGUCAGCUGCCUCGUAUCCCAUGGCUCGAAAAGACGACUGAAGACGAGAAGAAGCGCUUCGAGGAGGACGACUAUUGGGCGACAGCCGACCCUGUCAAAGAGAACGGAGUUGGCUGCCGCUGCAAGUGUGACACGGAUAUUGUCGACGUCGAAGGAAAGCAAGGAAGCUGUCUAGCCGAAUGGGUCAACGUUGCCGGCGGUUGGGCAUCGCCCUAG
This is a messenger RNA of Talaromyces rugulosus, 1491 nucleotides long. RefSeq lists its product as uncharacterized. Gene Ontology annotation, cellular component: membrane; Golgi apparatus. NCBI's taxonomy places the organism in Eukaryota, Fungi, Ascomycota, Eurotiomycetes, Eurotiales, Trichocomaceae. The record is from RefSeq and is a predicted model, not a curated record. Bases 1 to 1491 code for a protein of 496 amino acids. Gene Ontology annotation, biological process: cell wall mannoprotein biosynthetic process; protein N-linked glycosylation. The transcript has 5 exons. Gene Ontology annotation, molecular function: alpha-1,2-mannosyltransferase activity.